CUUCUUAGACAGUUAGACACUAUUUGUUGGUCAGGAGCUUCUCACAAUGUCUCUGGGAUGGCUACUUCUUCAGAAUACUAUCUGUUUAAUCAUCUUAGGAUUUGGAGAAUAUGGAAACCACAUAAGAGUGGCAGCCCAAUGUAAACAGCCGAAUCCUGAUGGAAGGUCCGGACUCUCCGUAGUGAAGAGCUCCUAUGCGGUGAAUGAGGUGGUGGGAGUGCUGUGCAUCCCGGGGUAUCGACCAUUUGUGAAAGAGAUCACUUGUAAAAGAAAUUGGAUUUUGAAGUUUCACUGGAGUAGCACUCCUCAAUGUAUAGACCAAUGUAAGAAACCAAAUCCUGCUGGGAGGUUCAGCUUGUCCAUAGAGAAGGAUUACUACGAUGUGGAUGAGGUGGUGAUCGUGCAGUGUAAUCAGGGGUAUCAAACUCGAGUGAAGAGGAUUACAUGUAGAUGGCCUGAGUCUGAAGAUCAGUGGGACCCUGCUCCACAGUGUGUAGCAGAACAGUGUAAGAAGCCGAACAAUAAUGGAAAUUACACGUUAUCUGGAUCUGGAAACUUCUAUGAUGUGGGGCAGUCUGCGACUGUGCGAUGCAGUACCGGAUACCAACCAUUAUAUGAGAGGAUUAAAUGUGUUGCCCCACGGAGCAGAUCCGAAUGGGAUAAUGAUCCGCUCUGCAUUGCACAAUGUAAGAAGCCAUAUCCUGAUGGAACCUACAGCCUGUCCGUAGAGAAGGAGUACUACAAUGUGGAAGAAGUGGUGACCGUGCAGUGUAAUGAAGGGUAUCGACCUCUAGUGAAGGAGAUUAGAUGUAGAAGACGCGGGUCUGCCGAUCAGUGGGAUCGGACACCUCGGUGUAUACCACAAUGUAAGAAACCAGAAAGUACUGGGAAUUACACUUUAUCCGGAUCUGGAAAGUUCUAUGAUGUGGGGGAGUCUGUGACCGUGCGAUGCAGGACGGGAUACCGACCAUUAUAUGAAAGGAUUAGAUGUGUGGCCCCAGGGAGAAGAUCCGAGUGGGAUACCGAGCCCCUGUGUAUUGCACAAUGUAAGAAGCCAAAUCCUGAUGGAAGGUACAGCCUGUCCGUAGAGAAGGAGUACUAUGAUGUGGGGGAGUCUGUGACCGUGCAAUGUAGUGAGGGGCAUCGACCACAAGUGACGAGGAUUACAUGUAGAAGCUGGGGGUCUGCAGUACACUGGGACUGGACACCACUGUGCAUAAUCCCCAAUCUUCCACAUAUAAUGAAAGGUCCCAGCAUGGAGGAUGGCCGCAUACGAUGGAUCCUCCUGAACAGAGAGGGGCUCGUCACUGGCUAUAAGCUGGACAUCGAGGCGCGGAGAGAUUCUGACCCGUCAGUCACUGGUCACCAGUCUCACUGGUUCCCCCCCAAUGUGACAGAAUGUGAAAUCCUUCUCCAGCCAGGAAUCAAUUACACAGUGACAAUUAGAGCAGUGACAUCAUCAGGAGGCGGGGCUAGUGAUGUAUAUGUGGUAGAGACGCCCCCUAUUGGUGGGAGGAGAAAUGUCACCGGUACUUCAAACUCCACAAGAUCCUCUAUCGUGAGCCUAGAUCUUGAGUCCAUGCUUUGGCUUGUAGUCCCAAUAUUCACGGUGAAGCUGCUGGUACUUGUAGUUCUCCUGAAGAUCCAAUUUACUCUGAUAGCUGGAAAAACCUCUGAGACAGAUCUGGACAGACAUGAAAAACCUAAAGAAUAUAGGAUCCUCUACAGGAAGAGAGAAGAGGAAUUUGUGUCCAUACAAAAUGGCCCAGGUGACAACGUGUGCUCAGACCCAAAGGAAGCUGCACAUUCCUGAUGUAAAGAAGGGGAGCCGGGCACCAGGAAAUAUGAACCGGCUCUGGAGCUGUAUCAGAAGAAAAUUCAUCACUGACUCAAGAAAGCACAUCUAAGAGAUCAGACCACCCAAAACGUUUACAAAAUGUCAAAGACUGAAAGGGAGUGUCUGGUUUCAGUAAGAAAACAGAUAAGAGGAGGUUUAGCUGUUCUUACCUGGCAGAUCCCGCACCGGGUCCAGUUCUCUGGAAGGACUCUGUUUACCUGACUGCAGAGGUGAUGUCAUGUGACCUUCGCAGCCAAUCACUGGCAUCAGUGAUGGAAGAGUCCAGUGAUUGGCGGCAGUGGUUACAUGUUGUUGAUCCGCUAGGUAAGUACAGCUGACUUCUUUAUCGCAGUCUACUUUCCAGUGUUGUCAGGCUUCUUACUGAAACUGGAAAUCUUCCUCAUCUGAGCACAAAAAAAAAAAC
Bufo bufo (common toad) is the source of this 2261-nucleotide messenger RNA. RefSeq names its product C4b-binding protein alpha chain-like. Gene Ontology annotation, molecular function: protein binding. NCBI's taxonomy places the organism in Eukaryota, Metazoa, Chordata, Amphibia, Anura, Bufonidae. The transcript is spliced from 13 exons. The record is from RefSeq and is a predicted model, not a curated record. Bases 47 to 1813 code for a protein of 588 amino acids.